AUGAAAGUGCUCCUUCUUCUUCUUACUCCCGCUCGAUCAGGGAGAAUGACUCUUUUAAAUCUAGGAUCCGACCACUAUUUGGUACACUGGACUAUGUUGGUUUCCAAGAGAUCACUGAUAAACAGGUACUCCCGGAUGGAAGGUACAUAUCGGAGAAAGAAUUCUAUUGCGCAACGGCAGACGCAUCUAACCGCUGAACUUACAUUGGAACCCAUCGCCGUGAUCGGAUCGGCUGGGUGA
Molecule: messenger RNA, 240 nt
Organism: Prunus armeniaca (apricot)
Lineage: Eukaryota; Viridiplantae; Streptophyta; Magnoliopsida; Rosales; Rosaceae
Source: the annotation of a GenBank genome assembly